AUGUCUCAUUCAAAUUUCGUGCGAACCUGUAGGUUCUGCAAUGAGGAACGCCAUUGGGAAGAUUUCCUACGUCGGUAUGUAAAGAUCGACGGGCGUACGUCUGACGGCAGAAUCCGAGCCUCCUGGACGGGGGACAAUGAUGAACACCCCCGAUGCAACAUCUGUUGGAACCAGAAAAACUCGCAUCGCUAUGGACUCGUAGCGAGUAGGUCGGGCGGGAUCGUGCAAUGGGAAUAUACUGGUCUGCGAGCUCCUUCUCCAUCUCAACCUCAAGUUCUCCGUCCAGAGGAUAUUUCCCAACCUGCUCAGCCGAGCGGCAGUGGAGGGACUGGGGCGACUGGGCCUUCAAGCCUAGAAUCCGUCACUCCUGCAUCCACUACCGCGUUUGAUGCAGGUACUCCGGCUCUUCAUCGGCACGUUGGGGGGCUAAAGACUGGUGCUGCCGACUCAAAUACCCCAAUUAAUGCCCUAGAAACCGAGGCGGGAUACAAAGAACCACCCAUGGACCCCAAAGAAGCUCCAAAUACCGCAGAUAACCACGAAAGUCAGAAUCAGUGA
This is a messenger RNA of Mytilinidion resinicola, 558 nucleotides long. RefSeq lists its product as uncharacterized. NCBI's taxonomy places the organism in Eukaryota, Fungi, Ascomycota, Dothideomycetes, Mytilinidiales, Mytilinidiaceae. The record is from RefSeq and is a predicted model, not a curated record. Bases 1 to 558 code for a protein of 185 amino acids. The transcript has a single exon.